AUGUUAGAUGUCACGUGGCAACUUUUAAAUAAAACACGUGGUAAGAUCAACAUAACCAAAAUAACGAUACACAACAUAUCUUAAUUGUGUGUAAUAUGAAAUUAGGAAAUGAUUGUAAAAACUAAACUUUUGAAAAGUGCUUUACUUAUAAAGCUUAUUAAGAAAUUUGUUCAUUUUAUUUAAAAAGUUUGUCCUUCAACGUAGAAACAAAAAUGGGGAGAAAAAGGUACAAUUGGAAAGCAAGAAACGUCGCAGAAGUUGAAAUUGAUAACUCUGCGACCAAAAAGGUAUUUUCGUAUAAUAUUUUAUACGAGAAAAUGAAUAAAACACAUAAUGAUAUUCGUUUCUAAAUAUUUAGAUUCCUAUAGAUAUUAAACAUCGUGAAGAUAAGUAUGACAGUUGCAACGCGCUAGUUCUCCCGAACGAGAAAAGGAAAACAAGACGGAAAGUUGAGAAAAUUACUGUCACACGAUUGUUGUCGAAAAAACGUAGAAAACAAUUGGAAAAAGUUAUAGAGAAGAAAAAGAAGAAAUUAUGCAGAACUGAACUUUUGCAAGAAUUGGAGAAAGUCCAAGUGCCUCAAGAAGAAUUAAAACAGUAUGUAUCUUUAACCAGUGUACAAACUAAAGGAUUGAAACGUCAAUUUAGGGAAGAUAAAUUACCCACUAAAGAGUACAAAGUUAAUUUAGAUAAUCAAAAUGAAGAUGAUGCACUGGAAGUGUCCAUAAAUGCUAUUAAAGGUAGCAAGAAGAGAAGAUUGGCAAUUUUGGAAGAACAAAAAGUGAAGGAUGCUGUUUCAGAUCCAAAUGUCAUUGGAUUUGAUAAACUUAGUGAUAGCGAGUCAGAGUCGAAUCCCGAGAAUGAUGAAGCUGAAGAAGAAAAAACUGCAUCUUCAGAGGAAACCAAACAGACAGAAGAAAACGGAGAUAUUCCAAGUGAAGAAAAUAAUACAAGUACAAUGAAUACAGACAGUACAACGAAAAAUAUCAUGAAAGAAGAGGGAAAAUCAGUCGACAGCCAAGCUACUGCAAGUAAAGAGUCUUCAGAAACACAGCGGUCGAUAGAAAAGAAACCUGCCACGUUUGUGAUACUGGAAAGGAAGCCAGAUCUCCAAGCAGCUAGAUUGAAGCUGCCAGUGGUCGCGGAGGAACAAAUAAUAGUAGAAGCAAUUAACGAAAAUCCCGUCGUGAUAAUCACCGGCGAGACAGGGAGUGGUAAAACGACACAGGUGCCACAAUUCCUCUAUGAAGCUGGCUACGCCAAAGACAGAUUGAUCGGAAUAACAGAGCCUAGAAGAGUGGCAGCUAUAUCCAUGAGCAAACGCGUCGCCGAAGAAAUGAAUCUCACCGAAAGAGAAGUUUCUUAUUUAAUUCGUUUCGAGGGAAAUGUUACAUCAGAGACAAGAGUCAAGUUCAUGACCGACGGUGUACUAUUGAAAGAAAUACAAAGCGUACGUAAUCAUUACCGUAAAUUGAACCGGGCAUUUGAAAAUGACCGAGCAUUUGAAAAUAACCUCGAACUUGGAUCUGAAUUUUUAAUAUUUCAGGAUUUCUUACUGACGAAAUAUUCGGUGAUCAUCCUGGACGAGGCGCACGAACGUAGCGUGUACACUGAUAUUUUGAUUGGACUGCUGUCGCGAAUCGUACCACUCCGGAAUAAAAGAAAGGAUCCCCUGAAGCUCGUAAUUAUGUCAGCCACGCUGCGAGUGGAAGAAUUCGUGGAGAAUAAUAAAUUGUUUAAAACAAAACCGCCAGUGUUGACGGUGGAAUCGAGGCAGUUUCCUGUUACGAUACAUUUUAAUAAAAGAACGAGCGUCAAUUAUGUUUCUGACGCGUUAAAGAAGGCCAUAAAGAUACACACUCGCCUUCCUGAUGGCGGGAUACUAAUAUUUUUGACAGGACAACAGGAAGUAAACUUCAUCGUACGUAAAUUACGCAAAGCUUUUUCCACAAAAAAUAAAAAGGAAACUGCAAAUACGAAAGAAAGUUCACAGAAGACUGACGAUUCUUUAAAGGAAACGGAAGAUGCCGAAAACAAAAAUGAUAAUAGUAACGAGAGUGAUAACAACGAUGAUGAUGAUGACGAUGAUUUUCGUUGUAAGGAAGCCAUCCGUUACAACAAACUACGACAAAAGAAGAAAAUUCAAUUGCCAGACAUUAAUUUGGACGAUUAUUCUGUAAUUCCUGCCGAUGACACUUACGAAGACUUAAUUGGAGCGGAAGAUGACGAAGAAGUACAAUUAGACGAGGAUGAGGAUGAAGAUGAUGACGUGGUUGAUUUAAAAGCUUGCGCGAAUGCACAACCAAUGUGGGUUUUGCCAUUAUAUUCUCUGCUUCCGAGUCACAAACAAGCAAAGGUAUUUGAGCCACCUCCAGAGGGACACCGUUUGUGUGUAGUAGCCACAAACGUAGCAGAAACUUCUUUAACUAUACCUAACAUAAAAUAUGUAGUAGAUUGUGGACGUUGCAAAACGAGAAUGUACGAUAAAGUAACUGGAGUGAGUACGUAUAAAAUUUGCUAUACCAGCAAGGCAUCAGCUAAUCAACGAGCGGGGAGGGCUGGUAGAACUGGUCCUGGCCAUUCUUACAGAUUAUACUCCUCGGCAGUGUUCAAUAAUCAAUUCGAACAAUUUAGCCAAUCAGAGAUUCAAAGGAAACCUGUGGACGAUUUACUGCUACAAAUGAAAGUCAUGAAUAUCGAUAAAGUUGUCAAUUUUCCAUUCCCAACUCCACCAGACACUGUACAAUUACAAAUGGCUGAGAAAAGACUAAUAAUACUUGGAGCUUUGCAGCAGUUUCGUUCUGACAAAGAAAGUUCCUACAACGCCAAAGUGACGCCACUUGGUCGUAGCAUUGCCGCAUUUCCAGUAGCUCCUCGUUAUGGGAAAAUGUUGGCUCUCUCUCAUCAACAUAAUCUUCUUGAGUACACGGUCUGCAUGGUGGCUGCGCUUUCUGUUCAAGAAGUAUUAAUGGAAGCAUUCGAGAUGGACGGCAAUUCUCGAAAUAAAUGGCUGCAAAUGAGGCGUUUUUGGGCUGGCACUGGAAAUAAUUUACUUCUUGGUGAUCCAAUGGUCUUAAUCAGGGCUGUAGGAGGUGCAGAAUAUGCCGGAAUUAAAGGAAAAUUGCUUCGUUUCUGCGAAGAACAUGGUUUGCGACAUAAGGCAAUCGUAGAGAUUCGAAAGCUUCGGCAACAGUUAACGAAUGAAAUUAAUUUGAAUAUCCAAAAUCUGAAUCUCGUUAUUAAUCCACAAAUAAAACCCCCAAUUGACACGGAAGCCAAAUUGCUCAGACAAAUAGUUCUUGCCGGAAUGGCUGACCAAGUUGCAAGAAAAGUGAUGCCAGAUGAAGUCAAUGAAGACCAAGAUAAGGCUAAAUGGAAAUAUGCUUACAAAACAAUGGAUAUGGAAGAUCCAGUAUUCAUGCAUUCCUCGUGCGUUCUUCGAAAAACCUGUCCCGAAUGGGUAGUUUAUCAGGAAAUAUAUGAAACGAAUAAAAUGUAUAUGCGCGGUGUCACUGCUAUAGAACCUGAAUGGCUGCCUAAAUUUGCUCCAUCUCUUUGCCAUCUUGGAGAACCCUUGACUGAUCCACCACCAAGAUAUGAUCCAGAAACUGGAAAAGUAAUGUGUAGUAUGGCAGGAACAUUUGGAAGAGCAGGUUGGAAGUUGCCAGUAAUGGAUGUAGAGUAUCCACUGUCUGUAGAUGGGGUCAGAUGGUUCGCCUGUUUCUUUUUAGAAGGGAAAGUGUGUCCAAAAUUGAAGCAAUUUGUUUCUUCGUUGUUAUCAACCCCCCAAAGUGUUAACAAGACGUGGGCUAAGUAAGAUUUCAAUACAUAAAAUUGCUCAACAUUAAAUCAAUAAUGAACACACAUCAAAUGAUGAUCAUUUUAGAUUAAUACCGCGAACACAACAAAUGACGCAAUUAUUACUGUCUCGCGGGAUUAUGUCAAAAGAAAAAUUGUUAGAAACCUGGAAGGAAGAUAAAAGUUGUUAGUACAUGUUUUGUAGCGUGUAACAUAUAUAUAUAUACACAUAGGUUCCGAGUAAAAACUAAAAAUGAUUAUUAUUAAUUUCAGUUCUUCUGUCUGCUUAUCAAAAAUGGUUACCAGAAUCAGCUCAUGGACACGUUACAGUCCUUUGGCCACCUGUGUGA
Heterotrigona itama is the source of this 4148-nucleotide messenger RNA. The record is from the annotation of a GenBank genome assembly. NCBI's taxonomy places the organism in Eukaryota, Metazoa, Arthropoda, Insecta, Hymenoptera, Apidae.